Bursaphelenchus xylophilus (pine wood nematode) is the source of this 717-nucleotide messenger RNA. Lineage: Eukaryota; Metazoa; Nematoda; Chromadorea; Rhabditida; Aphelenchoididae. The record is from the annotation of a GenBank genome assembly.
AUGACAUCCAAGCUGCUAAUCGUCGCUUUGGUCUUGUAUGGCGUUGCCUGCGUGGCCCAUUCUGCUCCGAACCAUCGCGAAGAAGAUGGAGGUUCGAAUGAAAUCGCCGAUAACAUAAACCCGCAAGGAAAAGAGUCCGAUGAAGAAGAACUCGGAAGUGUUCGAGUGGCUCGACAGGGAGGAUUCGGUGGAGGCCAGCAAGGUGGUCAAGGAGGACAAGGCGGGGGAGGCGGUGGACAAGGAGGCCGUGGCGGUCAGAACGGUGGCGGCCAAGGCGGACGCGGAGGGCAGAGCGGCGGAGGCCAAGGCGGACGCGGAGGACAGAGCGGUGGCGGCCAAGGUGGUCAAGGCGGACGCGGAGGACAGAGCGGUGGAGGCCAAGGUGGUCAAGGAGGCCGUGGAGGACAGAGCGGCGGAGGCCAAGGUGGUCAAGGAGGCCGUGGAGGACAGAGCGGCGGAGGUCAAGGCGGACGCGGAGGACAGAACGGCGGCGGCCAAGGUGGUCAAGGAGGCCGUGGCGGUCAGAAUGGCGGAGGCCAAGGAGGACGCGGAGGACAGAACGGUGGAGGCCAAGGCGGACGCGGAGGACAGAGCGGUGGCGGACAAGGUGGUCAAGGCGGACGCGGAGGACAGAGCGGUGGCGGACAAGGUGGUCAAGGCGGACGCGGAGGACAGAACGGCGGAGGACAGGGAGGACGUGGAGGACAAAGUUUCUAA